Messenger RNA from Xyrauchen texanus (razorback sucker), 3755 nucleotides. RefSeq names its product dynein heavy chain-like. The coding region runs from base 1553 to 3664 and encodes 703 amino acids. NCBI's taxonomy places the organism in Eukaryota, Metazoa, Chordata, Actinopteri, Cypriniformes, Catostomidae. The transcript is spliced from 2 exons. The record is from RefSeq and is a predicted model, not a curated record.
CUCAUACACACAUGCACCCAUAUACACUCAUACACACGCACACAUACACUCAUACACAUAUACACACAUACACACGCACCCAUAUACACUCAUACACUCAUACACACAUACACACGCACCCAUAUACACUCAUACACACGCACACAUAUACACUCAUACACGCGCACACAUAUACACUCAUACAGGCGCACACAUAUACACUCAUACACGCGCACACAUAUACACUCAUACACACGCACACAUAUACACUCAUACACGCGCACUCAUACACACGCACUCAUACACACGCACACAUAUACACUCAUACACACGCACGCAUAUACACUCAUACACACGCACCCAUAUACACUCAUACACGCACCCAUAUACACUCAUACACACGCACUCAUACACGCACUCAUACACGCACACAUAUACACUCAUAAACACGCACACAUAUACACUCAUACACACGCACACAUAUACACUCAUACACACGCACACAUAUACACUCAUACACACGCACCCAUAUACACUCAUACACACGCACUCAUACACUGCACACAUAUACACUCAUACACACGCACCCAUAUACACUCAUACACACGCACUCAUACACGCACACAUAUACACUCAUACACACGCACACAUAUACACUCAUACACAUAUACACUCAUACACAUAUACACUCAUACACACGCACACAUAUACACUCAUACACACGCACACUCAUACACACGCACACUCAUACACACGCACACAUAUACACUCAUACACACGCACACAUAUACACUCAUACACACGCACACAUAUACACUCAUACACACGCACACAUAUACACUCAUACACACGCACCCAUAUACACUCAUACACACGCACACAUAUACACUCAUACACACGCACACAUAUACACUCAUACACACGCACACAUAUACACUCAUACACACGCACCCAUAUACACUCAUACACACGCACCCAUAUACACUCAUACACACGCGCACCCAUAUACACUCAUACACACGCACACGCGCACACAUAUACACUCAUACACACGCACACGCGCACACAUAUACACUCAUACACACGCACACAUACACUCAUACACAGGCACACGCGCACACAUAUACACUCAUACACGCGCACACAUAUACACUCAUACACGCGCACACAUACACUCAUACACACGCACACAUACACUCAUACACAGGCACACGCGCACACAUAUACACUCAUACACGCACACAUAUACACUCAUACACACGCACACAUAUACACUCAUACACACGCACACAUACACUCAUACACAGGCACACGCGCACACAUAUACACUCAUACACAUGCACACAUAUACACUCAUACACAUGCACACAUACACUCAUACACACGCACACAUACACUCAUACACAGGCACACGCGCACACAUAUACACUCAUACACACGCACACAUACACUCAUACACAGGCACACGCGCACACAUACACUCAUACACGCACACGCGCACACAUAUACACUCAUACACACGCACACAUACACUCAUACACAGGCACACGCGCACACAUAUACACUCAUACACAUGCACACAUAUACACUCAUACACAUGCACACAUAUACACUCGUACACACGCACACAUAUACACUCAUACACACGCACACAUACACUCAUACACAGGCACACGCGCACACAUACACUCAUACACGCACACGCGCACACAUAUACACUCAUACACACGCACACAUACACUCAUACACACGCCCACAUAUACACUCAUACACACGCACCCAUAUACACUCAUACACACGCACCCAUAUACACUCAUACACAUGCACACAUAUACACUCAUACACAUGCACACAUAUACACUCGUACACACGCACACAUAUACACUCAUACACACGCACACAUACACUCAUACACAGGCACACGCGCACACAUAUACACUCAUACACAUGCACACAUAUACACUCAUACACGCACACGCGCACACAUAUACACUCAUACACACACACACAUACACUCAUACACAGGCACACGCGCACACAUAUACACUCAUACACAUGCACACAUAUACACUCAUACACAUGCACACAUAUACACUCGUACACACGCACACAUACACUCAUACACACGCACACAUAUACACUCAUACACACGCACACAUACACUCAUACACACGCACACAUAUACACUCAUACACACGCACACAUAUACACUCAUACACACGCACACAUACACUCAUACACAGGCACACGCGCACACAUAUACACUCAUACACGCACACGCGCACACAUAUACACUCAUACACACGCACACAUACACUCAUACACAGGCACACGCGCACACAUAUACACUCAUACACAUGCACACAUAUACACUCAUACACAUGCACACAUAUACACUCAUACACAUGCACACAUAUACACUCGUACACACGCACACAUACACUCAUACACACGCACACAUAUACACUCAUACACACGCACACAUACACUCAUACACACGCACACAUACACUCAUACACACGCACACAUAUACACUCAUACACACGCACACAUAUACACUCAUACACACGCACACAUACACUCAUACACAGGCACACGCGCACACAUAUACACUCAUACACAGGCACACGCGCACACAUAUACACUCAUACACACGCACACAUACACUCAUACACAGGCACACGCGCACACAUAUACACUCAUACACAUGCACACAUAUACACUCAUACACAUGCACACAUAUACACUCAUACACAUGCACACAUAUACACUCAUACACACGCACACAUAUACACUCGUACACACGCACACAUACACUCAUACACGCACACAUAUACACUCAUACACACGCACACAUAUACACUCAUACACACGCACACAUAUACACUCGUACACACGCACACAUACACUCAUACACACGCACACAUAUACACUCAUACACACGCACCCAUAUACACUCAUACACGCGCACGCAUAUACACUCAUACACACGCACACAUAUACACUCAUACACGCGCACCCAUAUACACUCAUACACGCGCACCCAUAUACACUCAUACACGCGCACCCAUAUACACUCAUACACGCGCACACAUAUACACUCAUACACGCGCACACAUAUACACUCAUACACACUCACACAUAUACACUCAUACACACUCACACUCAUACACGCGCACACAUAUACACUCAUACACACGCACUCAUACACGCGCACCCAUAUACACUCAUACACGCGCACCCAUAUACACUCAUACACGCGCACCCAUAUACACUCAUACACGCGCACCCAUAUACACUCAUACACGCGCACCCAUAUACACUCAUACACACGCACACAUAUACACUCAUACACACGCACACAUAUACACUCAUACACGCACACAUAUACACUCAUACACACGCACCCAUACACACUCAUACACACGCACACAUAUACACUCAUACACACGCACUCAUACACACUCAUACACACGCACUCAUACACACGCACACAUAUACACUCAUACACGCGCACCCAUAUACACUCAUACACGCGCACACUCAUACACACGCACACAUAUACACUCAUACACACGCACACAUAUACACUCAUACACGCACUCAUACACACGCACACUCAUAUACACACACACACACAUUUACACUCAUAUACACUCAUACACACACACGCGCACACAUAUAGUCACACACCCAUACACUCUCACACACACACUCGUAUACACACACCCAUACACACACACUCGUACACACGUACAGUCACACACACACACAUA